Molecule: messenger RNA, 3006 nt
Organism: Iphiclides podalirius (scarce swallowtail)
Lineage: Eukaryota; Metazoa; Arthropoda; Insecta; Lepidoptera; Papilionidae
Source: the annotation of a GenBank genome assembly
AUGGAGGACGCUCACACGAAAUCCGUGGAUGAAGUAUUAGGAUACUUUGGCACAGACCCAGAUAAAGGCCUUACUCCAGAUCAAGUCAAAAGAAACCAAGACAAAUAUGGGCCAAAUGAAUUACCUGCUGAAGAAGGCAAAAGUAUAUGGCAGUUAGUUCUGGAACAAUUCGAUGACCUGUUAGUGAAGAUUUUGCUGUUAGCAGCUAUUAUUUCCUUCGUUUUAGCUUUAUUUGAAGAACAUGAAGACGCAUUCUCAGCCUUCGUGGAACCAUUCGUUAUUUUAUUAAUUCUCAUUGCCAACGCGGUCGUAGGAGUAUGGCAGGAACGGAACGCAGAAUCUGCCAUCGAAGCUUUAAAAGAAUACGAACCCGAAAUGGGUAAAGUGGUUAGAGGCGAUAAAGCUGGUGUUCAGAAAAUCCGCGCUAAGGAAAUCGUUCCCGGUGACGUAGUGGAAGUGUCCGUUGGUGACAAAAUUCCCGCCGAUAUCCGCCUUAUUAAAAUCUAUUCCACCACCAUCCGUAUUGACCAGUCCAUCCUGACUGGCGAAUCGGUAUCCGUCAUCAAGCACACGGAUGCCAUUCCCGACCCCCGCGCCGUCAACCAGGACAAGAAGAACAUCCUGUUCUCCGGUACCAAUGUCGCCGCCGGCAAGGCCCGCGGUAUCGUCAUCGGAACUGGUCUCAACACAGCCAUUGGUAAGAUCCGUACGGAAAUGUCUGAGACCGAGGAGAUUAAGACACCGCUGCAGCAAAAACUUGACGAAUUCGGCGAGCAGUUGUCUAAGGUUAUCUCCGUCAUCUGCGUUGCCGUCUGGGCCAUCAAUAUCGGACACUUCAACGACCCCGCCCACGGUGGAAGCUGGAUCAAGGGUGCCGUAUACUACUUCAAGAUCGCCGUCGCCUUGGCUGUCGCCGCCAUCCCGGAAGGUCUGCCCGCUGUCAUUACCACUUGUCUUGCUUUGGGUACCAGGAGAAUGGCAAAGAAGAACGCUAUCGUCAGGUCUCUGCCUUCCGUUGAAACUCUCGGUUGCACAUCCGUCAUCUGCUCUGAUAAGACUGGCACACUGACCACCAACCAAAUGUCCGUCUCUCGCAUGUUCAUUUUCGAAAAGAUCGAGGGUGGUGACAGCAACUUCCUGGAGUUCGAAAUCACUGGCUCCACAUACGAGCCCAUUGGCGACGUUUACCUGAAAGGACAGAAAGUCAAAGCCUCUGAGUUCGACGCCCUCCACGAAUUAGCUACCAUUUGCGUCAUGUGCAAUGACUCCGCUAUCGAUUUCAACGAAUUCAAACAAGCCUUCGAGAAAGUCGGUGAAGCUACCGAAACCGCCCUAAUCGUGCUCGCGGAGAAAAUGAAUCCCUUCAACGUCCCCAAGAGCGGUCUCGACCGCCGUUCCUCCGCCAUCGUGGUUCGCCAGGAGAUCGAGACCAAGUGGAAGAAAGAGUUCACCCUCGAGUUCUCCCGUGACAGGAAAUCUAUGUCGACCUACUGCACACCGCUGAAGCCCUCGCGCCUCGGCACCGGACCGAAACUGUUCGUCAAGGGUGCCCCUGAAGGUGUAUUGGACCGCUGCACCCACGCCCGCGUCGGAACCACCAAGGUCGCCCUGAACACCACUCUGAAGAACCGCAUCCUCGACCUGACCCGCCAGUACGGCACCGGCCGCGACACCCUCCGUUGCCUAGCGCUCGCCACCGCCGACAACCCGAUGAAGCCCGACGACAUGGACCUCGGCGACUCGUCCAAGUUCUACACCUACGAGGUCAACCUCACGUUCGUCGGCGUCGUGGGCAUGUUGGACCCCCCACGCAAGGAAGUUUUCGACUCGAUCGUCCGCUGCCGCGCCGCUGGCAUCCGCGUCAUCGUGAUCACCGGCGACAACAAGGCCACCGCCGAAGCUAUCUGCAGGCGUAUCGGUGUGUUCACCGAAGAUGAGGACACCUUUGGCAAGUCCUACUCUGGCCGCGAGUUCGACGACCUGCCCGUCUCUGAACAGCGCGCUGCCUGCGCCAAGGCCCGCCUCUUCUCUCGCGUAGAGCCCGCCCACAAGUCCAAGAUCGUUGAGUACUUGCAGAGCAUGAACGAGAUCUCCGCUAUGACUGGUGAUGGUGUAAACGACGCCCCCGCUCUGAAGAAGGCCGAAAUCGGUAUUGCCAUGGGAUCCGGUACCGCCGUAGCCAAGUCCGCCGCCGAGAUGGUACUUGCCGACGAUAACUUCUCCUCCAUUGUCGCUGCCGUUGAAGAAGGUCGUGCUAUCUACAACAACAUGAAGCAGUUCAUCCGCUACCUGAUCUCCUCGAACAUCGGCGAGGUGGUGUCCAUCUUCUUGACCGCCGCCCUGGGCCUCCCCGAAGCCCUGAUCCCCGUGCAGCUGUUGUGGGUCAACUUGGUCACUGACGGUCUGCCCGCCACCGCCCUCGGCUUCAACCCACCGGACCUUGACAUCAUGGACAAGCCUCCCCGCAAAGCCGACGAAGGUCUCAUCUCCGGAUGGCUGUUCUUCAGGUACAUGGCUAUCGGUGGUUACGUCGGUAUGGCCACAGUCGGUGCUGCUUCUUGGUGGUUCAUGUACUCCCCAUACGGACCCCAGAUGACCUACUGGCAACUCACCCACCACUUGCAAUGCCUCAGCGGAGGAGAUGAAUUCAAGGGCAUUGACUGCAAGAUCUUCACUGACCCUCACCCUAUGACCAUGGCGCUGUCAGUACUUGUCACCAUUGAGAUGUUAAACGCUAUGAACAGCUUGUCCGAGAACCAGUCGCUGGUCACCAUGCCCCCCUGGUCCAACAUGUGGCUGGUCGGCUCCAUGGCUCUCUCCUUCACACUCCACUUUGUCAUUCUUUACGUUGAGGUUCUCUCGGCGGUGUUCCAAGUCACGCCACUGUCAGUAGACGAGUGGGUGACGGUGAUGAAGUUCUCCAUCCCCGUCGUCCUCCUGGACGAGGUGCUCAAGUUCGUCGCGCGCAAGAUCUCCGACGCGAACGAGGUGGUCAUUGACAAGUGG